GUCCGCCUGGCCAUGACCAAAAACCUUGCCCCUCGACAGCCUGUGUGGUGAAGGGGGGGUAAACUGUCCAGUUGAUGUAGCUCCGUGGUUAGAGCACCGGUUGGAAAUGCGCAUUGUGGUAUGAGGUUGCGGGUUCAAAACUCCGCUGCCUUGCGCGUGGACACCGGCAGGGCGCGCGACAGAGGCCGCGGCGCACGGAACUUGGGCGUGGCGUUUCGUGGAGGCCCGAGGCAAGGGAAUAAGGGUGGGAAACACGACAGGACUGGGGCAAGGACCGGGAGCAGCGGGAGGAGCAGGAGGAGUGUGGAACGGCGGUCCGUCAGUUGUUUGGCAGAGGAGCGGGAGCACCGGGAGGAGGAGCGGGAGGAGGAGGAGGAGAGGGAGGAGGAGGAGGAGAGGGAGGAGGAGAGGGAGUUGUCUGGCGGAGGAGGAGGAGGAGCGGGAGCCACGGGAGAAGGAGCGGGGGGGCUCGUCCGGCACGUACGAUCUUUGUCACGUUGUUUGGCGGAAGAGGAGCGGGAGGAGGAGCGGGAGAAGCGAGAGGAGCGGGAGGAGGAGCAUGCAACGGCGGUCCAUCGGUUGUUUGGCGGAGGAGGAGCAGGGGAAGGAGGGGAAGCCUUUUUUUCUUUCUUUUUUUUUGUAGGAGAUGGCUAUGGAGGGAUCUUUGUCACGUUGUUUGGCGGAGGAGCGGGAGAAGGGGGGGGAGCAGCGGGAGAAAGAGCGGGAGGAGGAGGUGCGGCAGGAGGAGCGGGAGGAGGAGGUGCGGCAGGAGCGCCAGGAGGAGUGGGAGGAGGGGCGGGAGAAGGAGCACGAGGGGAAACAGGAAGGGGCGGAGGAGGUGCGGGAGGAGGGGCGGGAGAAGGAGCGGGAGGAGGAGCGGAAGGGAAAACGGGGAGGGGGUUAACGAACGCGAGGAGGAGCGGGAGGAGCGGGAGAAGGAGGAGGAGGGGAAACGGGAAGGGGCGGAGGAGGCAUGGGGGGAGCAGCCUGAGAAGGAGAGGGAGCACGAGUGGGAGGAGCGCAAGGAGCCGCAUACAUGCGGAGGCGGAUCAACGCGCGGCAGGAGGAGGAGCGGGAGCAGCGGAAGGAGGAGCUGGAGAACGAGCGGGAGGGGGAGGAGGAGUGGGAGGAGGAGCGGGAGAAGGAGCAGGACGGAGAACGGGAAGGGGCGGAGGAGGCGCAGGAGGAGGAGCAGGAGAAGGAGCAGGAGCCUUUUUUCUUUUUUUUUCAUGGGAGAUGGCUAUGGCGGGAUCUUUGUCACGUUGUUUGGCGGAGGAGGAGCGGGAAAAGGAGUGGGAGCAGCGGGAGGAGUGGGAGGAGGCGAGGGAGGAGGAGCAGGAGGAGCGGCAGGAGGAGCGGUGGGAGAAGCGGCAGGAGGGGCUGGAGAAGGAGCGUCAGGAGAAACGGGAACGGGCGGAGAAGGCGCGGGAGAAGGAGCGGGCAUUCUGUUGCUGUCUCUCGAGAGGAAGGGUGACGGUGCAGUGUCUGUCGCCGUUACGUGAUAGAUCCCCCGCUGUCCCUGUCAUCCACGUGCUUUUCAUGGCCGACCUGUUUCGGAGGCUGCCGCUGCUGCUGCUGGUCGUCCUAUUGCUCCUCCUCCUGGUUGUCUUCCACGUGUGCAUCCUCGGCGGCCUUCCGCGACGUGGUCGCAGAAGGAGGUGUGUGAAGAACAACGACAGAAUGGAGGGCCGGAAGGCGAUCAGCGGGUCCGCAGGGGAGCGCGGUGGGCGGUGGUCCGAGCACAGCCCGUCGAAUAGUCGAAGGCCGUCGGAGCGGUCCGGGCACGCGCACCUGCCACCGCACUUGCAACCUCUGCCUGACACGGACGACGAGGAAGGGGACGAUAGACGGUCACGGACCGUGCCGCUGGGAAGCGGAUCCACCCAGGAGUGGGCGGCUACAGAGCUGUUUGGAAGCCGCAACGGUGGUAAAGGGCAGUCGUACACCGAGCUCCUCCAGCAGGGGCUAAGCGACACCGAUGGCGAUGGCGGCGUGAAUCUGUCGUUUGGACUCGGCAGCGGGAGGUCGGCAGCCGUCUCUCGAACGGUCGUCGUAAACCCCCAUCCCGACGACGAUGGCGGCGACGUGACGGCUGUUCAGCGAUCACCCAGGUCUCCAGCGCCGCUGCGGGAGGCUUCGGGGAACAACAAGGAUCCUCCUAGGCAGCAAUUUCGGUCGCCGUCUGUGUGUGGGGGUGCCUCUGCUCGCCCCCAGUGGAUGCAGUCUCCGUCUCCCCUGUCCGCCGGUUCGAGUGCAGGUCGUCGUCUUGGGGAGUGUAGGGAGACGGUGUCGGUGCGAAUACCCUUACAGGGUGCUACCGUCGUGCUGGCUAUGUCGCCGCCCUAUGCAGGUGCCGCGUGGAGCCCAGCUAUGGCGCCAGGUGAGUCCGCUGCUGCAGGGGUCAAAGGUUUCAUGACCUAACGCAUCAAAAACUGGGGAUGCGGCAGAUUGUCGAGGGUUCAGCCUCCUGAUGAGUCGGUGCAAUUCCGACGAA
Molecule: messenger RNA, 2494 nt
Organism: Chara braunii
Lineage: Eukaryota; Viridiplantae; Streptophyta; Charophyceae; Charales; Characeae
Source: the annotation of a GenBank genome assembly